UUCUUCCUGCCGGGGGCGGGGCCGAGCGCCAGGUGCGACUUCCGCGUCAAGAUGGCGGCCGCCUCUCGCGGGGCCGCUCGCUCCCUUCCCGGCCGCCCCGUCCUGCCCGCCGGGGCCCGGCUGCUGCGCGUCGCCCUCGGGCUGCUGUGCUGGGCCCCGGCGGCUGUGGGCGCCGUGCCCGAGCUCGGGCUCUGGACAGAGACGGUCACCGACAAAUCAGGACCUUUGAUAUUUAAGAAAACUAUGUUUAACUCCACUGAAAUCAAAUUUUCUGUGAAGUCGUUCAGUUGUCCCGGGCCUGUGAAGUUCACCGUAGAGUGGUAUUUGAAGUAUCAUACGUGUCACAAUGAACAGUCCAAGCUGGAAGAGCUGGCCCGGGAACAUGAAGACUUUUGUAGUUAUUUCAAGAACGUUGACUGUUGGACUGCAAAAUAUGAAAACUUGGAUUGCAGUAGUGAUUUGCAAGUGUUCCCCUCACUGAAUAAUAAAGAGCUAGCAACAAAUGUCAGAAAUAUUUCAAGCCAGGAAGGAUCUAUGGAUGUUGUGGCCAGAACACAGAGAGAUGGGUUUCAUAUCUUUGUUGUGUCUAUUAAGACAGAAAAAGUAGAUGCAAGCUGGAAUUUGAAUGUCUCUCUCUCCAUGGUGGGGCCCCACGGGUACAUCUCUGCGGCAGAUUGGCCUCUCAUGAUUUUUUACAUGGUGAUGUGCAUUGUUUACAUAUUGUACGGUGUUCUCUGGCUGAUGUGGUCUGCGUGUUAUUGGAAAGACAUAUUAAGGAUCCAGUUCUGGAUUGCAGCCGUUAUUUUCCUGGGAAUGCUUGAAAAGGCAGUUUUUUAUACUGAAUACCAAAACAUCAACAGCACCGGCCUGUCAACCCAAGGUCUGUUGAUCUUUGCGGAGCUGAUAUCUGCGGUUAAGAGGACGCUGGCUCGCCUCCUGGUGAUCAUUGUGAGCUUGGGCUAUGGCAUUGUGAAGCCUCGCUUAGGAGCAGUCAUGCACCGGGUGAUCGGACUGGGGCUGCUGUACUUCAUCUUCGCGGCUAUUGAAGGCGUGAUGAGAGUCAUUGGGGCGAAUGACUCUGAUCUUGUCCUGCUGGCCAGCCUGCCCCUGUCCCUGCUUGACUCUGGCUUGUGCUGGUGGAUUUUUAUAAGUCUGGCACAAACCAUGAAGACCCUCAGGCUAAGAAAGAACACUGUAAAAUUUUCGUUGUACAGGCACUUUACAAACACUCUGAUCUUUGCUGUGCUGGCUUCUAUAGUAUUUAUGAUAUGGACAACUAAGACAUUUAGAAUGGCAAAAUGCCAAUCAGAUUGGAUGGAACGCUGGGUUGAUGAUGCCUUUUGGAGCUUCCUUUUUUCGCUUAUCCUUCUUGUAAUCAUGUUUUUGUGGAGGCCAUCAGCAAAUAAUCAGAGAUAUGCCUUCAUGCCCUUAAUUGAUGACUCUGAUGAUGAAGUUGAGGAAUUCAUGGUAACAUCUGAAAAUUUAACUGAAGGAAUAAAAUUGAGAGCCUCAAAAACAGUCUCUAAUGGAACAGCUAAGCCUGCUACUGCCGAUAAUUUUGAUGAAGAUUUGAAGUGGGUGGAAGAAAACAUUCCCUCUUCGUUCACAGACGUAGCCCUUCCAGUGUUAGUGGAUUCGGAUGAGGAAAUCAUGACCAGAUCUGAAAUGGCUGAAAAAAUGUUUUCUUCAGAGAAAAUAAUGUGAUUGGCCUGAUAACCAGUGAGGAUGUGAUCGGGACAGAGCGAGAGCUUUACGCAUGCAGCAGGCACGGUGUUGUGGUGUUGCCUGGGAAAUCUGCAAGCAUCCCGGUGGUGGCAGGGCCCUGCAACCCUUUAAAAGCCCACUCUCAAGUGUCCACUUCGUGUGCAGUAAAUUACCUGGGUGUGGAACUGAGAACGCUGCUCCGGUGCAGGGAUCCACACAAUGCCUUUAGCCAGCGGAAGCAGGCCUGUGGAGAGGGGGUCUCAGGCUUUUCUCUGGAAACAAACUUGUGGUCUCAGCCAUUGCUUCUAGCCCCUUUGCUUCCACUCAGCUUUGACACCUUCACAGUCCACGUCCCCAGGCUGUCUGCUUGCGAGAUGCAGUGAUGAUUUUCUUCGACUUUUAUAGUGAAGUGAUUAAGCAUUGGAACACAAGCAUGUUUCUGUAUUUAAUUUUGCCUUUUUUUUUUUUUUUGUCUGCACAAAGCCUUGUUUGUAAAUAUCGAUAGGUGCGUUCAGGCGUGGAGUUGAAUCUUCUCUGCGCCCAAGGGAGCACAGGUGCACAGGGAGAGAGGCCCGGAGGGUCACCUCCCAGGGCUCACUCUGCCUUGUCCCCUCCGCCAGGCCAUGUGCACAGGUGCUGCCGCUCAUCCUCCCGGGGGCAGGUGCAGGGUGCCAGGCCUCCUGGCUUCCCCAAGUGCUCCCACCCAGCAAACGGGAGAGGCACCACCAGGGAAUCUUGUGGAAACUAGAACUGUAUCUUUUACAAAAUCUCAGCAUAUUCUGUUUAUAAUAAAAAGAAAUAUUUAACAGCAAA
Messenger RNA from Ochotona princeps (American pika), 2517 nucleotides. It is a transcript of the gene TMEM87B, whose product is annotated as transmembrane protein 87B. Gene Ontology annotation, cellular component: Golgi apparatus; membrane. Lineage: Eukaryota; Metazoa; Chordata; Mammalia; Lagomorpha; Ochotonidae. Gene Ontology annotation, biological process: retrograde transport, endosome to Golgi. Bases 52 to 1704 code for a protein of 550 amino acids. The transcript is spliced from 19 exons. The record is from RefSeq and is a predicted model, not a curated record.